Messenger RNA from Danio aesculapii, 3011 nucleotides. RefSeq lists its product as uncharacterized. The record is from RefSeq and is a predicted model, not a curated record. Lineage: Eukaryota; Metazoa; Chordata; Actinopteri; Cypriniformes; Danionidae. The coding region runs from base 206 to 1264 and encodes 352 amino acids. The transcript is spliced from 3 exons.
GCAGGAGGGUGAACACACACACACACACACUGAAACUCACAGACAGCUGUGGAGAGAGUAUGCCGGAGUUUCUGAGGGUCUGUGGAGCUGCAGAUUCAGAUUCUUCAUCUCUGCUUGCGCACCACCAUCAGUCUCCUUGCAGGAAACGUGCAGCAUGUCUCCGAAAUGAAGCAUCAGCUGACAGUGUGUUUUUGUCAGGCUGAGGAUGGAGGGCGUUCUGGACGCUGCGCUGUGUGUGUGUGUGUUCAGACUGACGAUCAGUUUACUGUUGUGUCCAUCUAUACUCACACACAGCAUCACUGCGGUCAGUCUGUGCUGCUGCUGCCUGGUUCUCUUCACAGACCUCGUCGUCACCUUGUUCCUGCUCUACAUGUGGCUGAUGGAGUUCUGGACGAUCCCCUUUUCAGUGUCCUCAGACAUCAUCGGCCUGCGCUUCCUGCUGUUUCUGUGUCAGGCUUAUGCAGUGGUGCUGCUCUUAACACCUCCUCUGAUGGCUGUGGAGAUGCUGAUACACAUGCUGCAGCCUCAAUCCCACCACAAGCAAUGCCUUUCUAGGAUAAUCGGCUUCUUGGGAUGCUUUCUAGCAUGGAUGGUGAGUGCGCUUUACUGCAGCCAUGACUGGACACUGGAACGGAUGUCUGUGGAAGAUUGUUUGAAGAAAGACGGCUGGCUUGUUUUGUGCCUUCCCCAUUCUGAUGACUUAUACGGCGCUCUUCUUGCACUGGUGGUCCUGUUCAGUUUGACAGGGGGUUUAAUCAAGAUGAAGGCGUCCCGUAGACAACCUGAAGAUGACAUCAAGCAAAUGCAGACGUCACUAACUAUGGUGGAGUGUGACAAAGCCGGCGGCAGCUGUGGUGUUCACAGGGUUGGGUUUGUGUACAGUGAGCUGCAAUGGUUGAGUCCUCAGAAUGAUAUGCUGAGUGCUGAACAAACCGGUUUGACAGACGGUUACAUCCAGAAACAAAGGCAAUCAGCCAGCCAUAGAGCGAUUGCACAGUCUAAAAGUGAUCUUCUGCUGGAGGUCUCGUCACUGCUGUGUAAAACAGAUCAGCGGAUCUCAAACUUCACACACUGCUGGCUUCAUGAAAGGGAAAGUCCCUGCUUGGGGCCAGAAGUGUUCACAGGGUUGGUAUGCGUGGCUCUGGUUUGCUGUUUUCCCACAGUCGUCAGCAGUAAUGUUCUUCUAAUCUUUAACCUGGAGAAGCUGGUGGUGUACAGUUUGAAACUCUUAUCACUUUCAGUCAACAGGGUCCCGCUUCUGUAAAUGAUGCUGGACAAAAAAAAAAACUCUGAAUGACCUCUGACACUGAUUCUGUUUUGGAAUGGAUGGUUCUGUAAACACUCUUUUCUCUUACAAAUGCCUUAUUUAGAUUAUUAAAACCCGGUUUAUAUACACAAAAAUGGUUUAAAGAUUGAACGUUUCUUUUAAAGGUUCAAGAAACCCUCAAGUACUUUUGAAAAAAAUGUAAACAGAUUUGUGUUGAGCAUCAGUUAAGACAACGUCAGCACCUGUCAGCUUUAAUCGUGGGGAAAACUGGAUCCUUUUGAGCUUUUGUCAGCUGAUUUCAUCUUCUGUGUUUAAAAUGAUUUUAGGGGCGCGAUCAAAAUCAGUGACAUAGCACGAGUCUGCUAGUGUAGUGAUGAUGCGUCGAUUUCUCGUUAUUAUUCAUAGCAGAGUUUUCUUAUCCUAUGAGAAGAGCCUGCCUCUUAAUUAUUCAUGAGAGCACGUGCUUUCCGAAAGAAAGGCAGACCUGUCAAGCUGUGGGACCCAACGAGGUCGUAUGUGUUUGUUUCCAUGAUCCACGUAUGGGGUUUGUUGCACGUUUUUCCCUGCGAUGCUGUCAGGGCCGAUACAGCAAAGCUGUUAGUUUGCAGCAAGCAUUUUUGUUGAGAGAGCUGUACGAGAAUUGGAGAAUGGUGGACUUUGUCUUUUAUCAGUUGAGUUUGUUAACAUUCAGACACAUCGCCUAUCUGUGCUGCUGUGUUCACCUAUAUUUAAAAAUCACCAGAUUGCCGGCAGGGCUAAUGGUUGAAACAGAUAGGGAGAGAGCUGCAGCUCUGCUUCACUGUGUUUGCAUUCAGACCCAGGAUUCAGGAGGAGAAGUCCCCCUCAUUUAUAGUGUUUGUAUAAACAUGAUUAUCUUUAUAUUGAUAUAACCAGUGUUGUGAACUAUUUUCAAUGAAAAGGCGCUAAAUUUGCCGGAAAAGUCGCUAAAUGUCAAUAGAUUACAUCAUACGUCAAUUUGCAUAAUACUGACGUAAUCACGUCAUGUCGUUUCUGUUUGUUUAACAGCCUGUGAUUAAUAAAAGGGUAUUUAUAGUAGCACUAUGCUUUAUAUAUGCAUGUCUAUUUAAUUAAAUGUAUUGCUGUUUGAAUACAGUAUAUCACUAUAGAUGUGUAGUGAAUUAGCAGUAAUCUGUCAGAUGUUCCGAAACGGUCACUAAAAUAUCUGUGAUUGUGAACAAGGUCCAUUUAAAUAGUUAAAAUAGAGAAGCAGAGGCGUGAUCUGCUCUCAGGCUGCAGGUGGGAGAGACUGCUGUAUGAGGACUGGGCCGCCUGUCAGUGCUCUGAGGCGGGGGAGAGGCCGGCAGCAUGAUCCGCAGCUUGCUGAGAAGAGUAGGGAACAGUUCAGUACGUGCACAUGAGAGUCUAUACAAAGUCUCUAGUAACACACAAAAGUCAUUAGAUUUGUUGCUAGUUGCUUUUUUGAUAAUUUGUCGCUAAGAGGGUCUGUAGAGUCGCUAAAUAUAGCGACAAAGUCACUAAGUUGUCAACAUUGGAUAUAAUAAAUUGUGGUUGUGUAUAUGAAGUUACGAAUAACAAAUGUAGCAGGACUUUAAAUUACUUACGGUUUAUUUCUUUGCAUUUUAACUUUGUAAACUAUAAACUCAUGCGUCUCCUCACGGUUCGUGUCUCAUUUUGUGAGCCGACUGACAACAGUUGUUCUCCCGCCCUUUUUCCCCUGCUCUGCCGGCCACGCCCACUCCUCCCUGUGCUCGCAGAGCUCCAC